Seriola aureovittata is the source of this 2208-nucleotide messenger RNA. It is a transcript of the gene utp15, whose product is annotated as UTP15 small subunit processome component. Bases 186 to 1763 code for a protein of 525 amino acids. Gene Ontology annotation, biological process: rRNA processing; positive regulation of transcription by RNA polymerase I. Gene Ontology annotation, cellular component: nucleolus. Gene Ontology annotation, molecular function: protein binding. The transcript has 12 exons. The record is from RefSeq and is a predicted model, not a curated record. NCBI's taxonomy places the organism in Eukaryota, Metazoa, Chordata, Actinopteri, Carangiformes, Carangidae.
UAUAAUCAUGGCGUCCUCCUGUGCACCGAGAGGCAACGUGAUCACUCGUUAAAAUGAGUAACUUUUGUUUUACUUGGACAACCAAUAUCGAUAUCAUCUAAUUUGAACACAUCACAGUUGAAAGAACAAGUUUUCACUCCUGGAUAUUUCUUUCAAAGGUGUAGUAUUUAGUGGUCAGCACUGAAAUGGCAUCAUUUAAACCUACGAAAAUCCAAGUCUAUCCAAAACUUGGAGAGAAAGUCACACAAGACACACUGUACUGGAAAAACUACAAGGCUCCAGUCCAGAUAAAAGAAUUUGGAGCAGUCACAAACAUCAACUUUUCCCCUGUGGCUCCACAUAAUUUUGCUGUGACAGCAUUCACAAGAAUCCACAUUUACGGGCCGUUUUCCCAGGAGCCUGUGAAGUCAUUUACACGGUUUAAGGACACUGCAUACUGUGGGAGGUUUAGGUCAGAUGGUCAGCUGCUUGUGGCAGGAUGUGAGGACUCUGUGGUCCGGUUGUUUGAUGUCAACGGCAAGGUGGCACUCAGGAUGUUCAAAGGGCACACAAAGGCUGUACAUGUAACUGACUUCACCUCAGACAGUUACCAGAUCCUCACGGGGUCGGAUGACUACACCUGUCGACUUUGGGACAUCCCAAAUGCCACAGAGCUCAGCACCUACCAAGAACACACAGAUUAUAUCCGCUGUGGCGUCACGAGCAAACUCAACACAAAUCUCUUCAUUACUGGAUCAUAUGACCACUCACUGAAAGUGUUUGAUGCCAGAGUGGAAAAGAGUGUGAUGACCAUGGACCAUGGCCAGCCAGUGGAGAGUCUGCUUCUCUAUCCUUCUGAGGGGCUCCUAGUCUCUGCAGGGGGCCGCUAUGUUAAAGUGUGGGAUCUGCUAAAAGGAGGCCAGCCUCUGGUGUCCCUGAAGAACCAUCACAAAACUGUCACCUGUUUGUCUCUCAGUAGCAGUGGACAGAGACUACUGUCAGGUUCUCUGGACAGGCAUGUAAAGGUGUACAACACAACCAGCUAUAAAGUGGUCCACAACUUUGACUACGCUGCCUCCAUUCUCAGUCUGGCUUUGGCUCCGGAUGAUGAGUCUAUUGUCGUUGGUAUGACCAACGGUAUUCUGAGUAUGAAACACAGAAAAAGCCCAGAGGAGUCAACGGAAAUCUCUGGCCAACAGAGGCGAAGACCUUCAUAUCGUGUUUUUGUGAAGGGGAAGAACUACGUCCCUAAACAAGAUGAUUACCUCGUCAGUAAGCCGGUGAGACAGCAUUUGGCCAAAUAUGACAAGCAGUUGAAGAAAUUUAAUGUAUCUAAGGCUUUGGAUACAGCUCUGGAGUCAUGGACAAGACACAGAAAACCCGAGAUCACAGUUGCUGUUAUAAAGGAGCUGAAUCGAAGAGGAACGCUGAAGAAUGCUCUGGCAGGAAGGGAUGAACAGGGGCUCGCUCAGUUGCUCAACUUCCUCAUAGGGAACUUGGUUGACCACAGGUUUGCUCCGGUCCUCGUAACAGCGGCUGAGAUGAUCCUGGACAUCUAUCGGCCAGUAAUCGGCCAGUCACCAGUUGUGGAUCGACAGUUGCUCCGUCUGCAGGAGCUGCUGGAGAAAGAGAUCGACUACCAGCAGGAACUCGUGGAGGUGCUGGGCAUGUUGGACACCAUGUUUGCCUCCGCCCUCCCUAGGAAGGAAGUGCCAUGCUCUGCUAUCAGCAGAUCCAACGGCCUGACUCAGGGAGAAGCAAGACCACAACUUCAGGCCACCUGAGGCUUGUAAUUGGGGGGAAAAACCGCUUUAGACUGGGUUAGAGUACCUGUACAACUCUGAAACCUCUUUUUGAAACAUCAGACACAAAUUUCCUGACAUGUCAGGCUACAUGUCAUCAAACAAACAUUUUGGCACAGGUUUUAAGAGACUGACCAAUCUGUGGUCUCACUCUGGUGUUUUAACUCGGCGUGACUGACAACCAACCAACAGACAGCAAAGAUAACAUACAUUUAGUGUAUGAGGAGUCUUUAAAUGUGUGGAUGUAAAGCAAGAUGUUGCUUUUAUUGGAAGUCUUGUAAUUACACUUUCAAUUGUGUGUGUGUGUGUGCGUGUGUGUGUGUUUGGAAGAUUUCACUGUGAAUGUCUGCUUUAUGUUUUCAUAAUAUUUGCCAUUGACAAGUGUUUUAUAAGCAGAUAAAAUAAAUCUUUGUAAUAUUGAAACAGA